Spinacia oleracea (spinach) is the source of this 438-nucleotide messenger RNA. RefSeq lists its product as uncharacterized. Bases 1 to 438 code for a protein of 145 amino acids. Lineage: Eukaryota; Viridiplantae; Streptophyta; Magnoliopsida; Caryophyllales; Amaranthaceae. The transcript is spliced from 3 exons. The record is from RefSeq and is a predicted model, not a curated record.
AUGGCUUUGUGUGUUCGUUAUGUUGAUAAAAAGGGAAUGGUAGUGGAGCGAUUUCUUGGUAUUGUCAAUGUUGCGGAUACUACAGCUUUGUCUCUUACAGAGGCCAUCAUUGCUUUGCUUAAUGAUAAUUCUUUGAGUUUGUCUAGUGUAUGUGGCCAAGGAUAUGAUGGGGCUAGUAACAUGAAAUUAUCUUGUAAGAGAAAGGAUAUGCUUAGAGGGAAACAAGUUGAAACAGUUGUAAAAGCUUUAGAAGAUGGUGAAAUUGAAAGUGGGAAAGGAUUGAACCAAGAACUUGCUUUGGGUCGGCCGGGUGAUACACGUUGGGGAUCACAUUAUAAACUGAUUUUGAAUGUUAUUGCUUUGUAUCCGAGGAGAAAGACACGUGGUCGUUUGGAUACUACACAUUACCACCAUUAUCGAAUUGAAGUGUUUUUGUGA